AUGUGGAAGUUCGUCUGUCUAAUGCUGCUCCUGGCCAUUGGCUGUAGCGCGGGCCCGCUUGCCCAGCAACAGAGAAAGAAUAUGCCUAUUGUGGCACGCGAGGACAGCGCACCGGCUGUGCAGGAAUCCGACAUGGAGGCGGAGGCGGAGCCGGAAAUGACGUCCAGCGGCAGUGCAGCGGAAGCAGCUCCUCUGACGGGCACAUUGACGCUGCCGAGCAAUGCCACCUCCAUACGGGCGGACAUAACGGACAACUUUUCGUGUGCCAACAAAUCCUAUGGCUAUUAUGCGGAUGUGGAGAACGACUGCCAGAUCUUCCACGUGUGUCUACCGGUGACCUACGCGGACGGCAAGGAGAACACCUUCCGCUGGAGCUUCAUUUGCCCCGAGGAGACGAUCUUCAGUCAGGAAUCAUUCACCUGCAUGCGUCGCGAGGACAUGACCAUUGAGUGCGAGGACAGCUCCAGGUACUACGAGCUGAACGGCAACUUUGGCCUGCCCGUGGAGGAGGAGAAGGAGAGCGCCAGUAAGCCAGGAGCAGCAGCGACUGCCGAGAGUGAAGAGCCUGACCAACCCGAGGAAAGCGAAGUGCCUGCUCCUGCGGAGCCCGCUGCAGCUGUCGCCACGCCUGAGCCAGCGAAGCCCGUGAAGGUGCAAAAGCCUAAGCCAAAGCCCAAUCGCCGCAAGCCCGCCCCGCAAAGAAAGGCGCCCGUUGUCGCCACAGCAGCUCCGGUUGUUGAAGCCAUCGCGGAACCAGAACCCGAAGUCGUCGCCGUGCCUGUCCAGCAGGCGUCCAAGCCUCCGAAGCCACAGCGUUUUAGCGUUCGGCCCAACAAGGAUAAGCCCAAGCCGGUUGUGCCUGCAACUGCCGCACCCGUUCGCAAUGAGCUCUUCAAUGCCAUACGAAAGCGUCCGGCUAUCUUCAACAAGAACAGCAUCUCCAGCACCGCAAAACCUGUGCAGGAGGCGGUAGAGCCAGCGGUCACUGAAGCAGUUGUCCAGGCGGAGCUCAAUGAGCCGCAGCCCACGCUCAAACUGCAGACAAUGUUUGUGGAGCCAGCUGCCCAGGCCUCCGAGCCGGUUAUGGCUAUCGCACUGCCCGAAUUAGAGGCAAAGCCAGAGCCAGAGGAGCCGGAGGCAGCGCCAGAACAAACCAAGCUAAAGGAACCGAUGGAGGAAGCUAGCCCAAUGCCCGAGCAAAUGCUUGAAAUGAAGCCCAUUGAAGCCAUUCCAGAGAUUCCAGCUGUAAUUGUCGAGAGCUUGGCAGAAAAGCCACAAGAGAUUGAGAAUAAACUUAAAAUGGAGGUCGUAACCGCAGACAGUCCCAUUGAGCCCGCGAUUAUGGAGCCCAGCGGCUCCGGUGAGGAAAGUUUGAACAAUAUUGAAGCGCUAGAGGCGGCUAAGCCAGCGGAUGCGCCCGUCAGCCUGCCAGCUACGCCAGAAAUGGCCAACCCCAGUCCCCUCGUGGAAGAGAUGCUGGGCAACAACAGCGAGGUGCAGGAAUCUCUUGGCGGCUUCAAGCCUGUCGAUCCAGUCAUGGCUGCAGAGGCGGAACAACUAAUCACUGACUUUCUGAACACGCUGCGUAACCACGAGGAGAAAACCGAGACUGAGUUGGCCAAUGCUGCCAUGGACAUGGCCGAAACUGAAACUGAAGCCGUUUCCAUUGAGGAGGCCAAGCUGCCCGAGCCCGACACAGUAGAUCCGAUUGCAUCGGUCGAGGAGCAGCUGCUGGAAACGGAGACACAACAGAAACAGAAACCGGACUCGCCCAUCAUCAACAUUAUGCAGCUAAACCAUUUGCCCGCAGACUAUCAAAUACCCGUGCAGGUGGUUGCCGCGCCAGAACCAGAACCUGAAGCAGCCGAGGAAUCGGCCAAGGAGACAGAAGUCAAAGAAGCAGCAAUCCAAGACGAUGCCCAGGAGAGUCUGGCCUCCGCUGCCUAUAUGCCCGCCAUCAGUAUUGACGAUAUUGUGGAACUUGUCAAGGAGCGUUUGGAUCAGAAUCCCAAGAACGAGCAGCUGACGCCCAUGGAGCUGGUGCUCACACCAGGUGCUGCUGCUCCCAUGACACUGAUCGAGAGCACGGCAGAGCAAAAGCCAGAGGAAGAGCAACCUGCGCCAGCUGCAGCUCUCAUUGUGGAGCCGGCGCCAGCUGCUGCAGAGGAGGAUGAACCUAUUCUGCCCAUUUACAAGCGCGUUUCCGUUGCGGAUCCGGCAAUGUCCGCGGCGCAAACCCAGCCGGUGACCGUCAGCAAAGUCGAGGCUGAGGCGACACCCCAGCAGGAGGCGAUUGAGGUGCGUGAGCCCAAGUCCCAGACAAGAAUGGAUGCACGCAAGCGUCGCUUUCUCUUUCGCGCCGAUGCCAGUUAG
This is a messenger RNA of Drosophila novamexicana, 2373 nucleotides long. Its product is annotated as cytadherence high molecular weight protein 1. Gene Ontology annotation, cellular component: extracellular region. Gene Ontology annotation, molecular function: chitin binding. The record is from RefSeq and is a predicted model, not a curated record. Bases 1 to 2373 code for a protein of 790 amino acids. The transcript is spliced from 5 exons. Lineage: Eukaryota; Metazoa; Arthropoda; Insecta; Diptera; Drosophilidae.